Messenger RNA from Zootoca vivipara (common lizard), 755 nucleotides. It is a transcript of the gene PRADC1, whose product is annotated as protease associated domain containing 1. The record is from RefSeq and is a predicted model, not a curated record. NCBI's taxonomy places the organism in Eukaryota, Metazoa, Chordata, Lepidosauria, Squamata, Lacertidae.
CCUCCUAAUGUCAGUGUGAAGAGAGAGCACUUGCAAGAGGUGGCCCUUGGCAGGCAGCUGUACUGGCGGCUCCCCCCCCCCCCCCAGCAAUGCUCCCCGUUUGGCCCAGAUGGUUGUGCAUCUUGCUCUGCUUCGGCCCCUUCGCUCACAGCUUACGCAUCCAGGAAUAUCUCUACUUCCAGGUGCUGAGCCCUGGAGAUAUCCGCUACAUCUUCACUGCCAUCCCGGCCAAGGAUUUCGGAGGGGGGUUUAACACGAGAUACCAGCAGAUCUACCUGGUCCCGGCAGACCCUCCGGAGGCUUGUGGGGCUCUGAACAACGGGGUCUUCAUCGAAGGCCAGAUCGCCUUGGUGGAGCGCGGAGGUUGCUCAUUCCUGUCCAAGACUCGUAUCGUCCAGGAACUCGGCGGCCGUGCGGUGAUCAUCGCGGACAACGCCUAUGACAACGACAACUCCUACGUGGAGAUGAUCCAGGACAGCACCAGGCGGACAGCGGACAUUCCUGCUCUCUUCCUGCUCGGGAGAGACGGGUACAUGAUCCGCCGAUCCUUGGAGCAGCACGGCCUCCCCUGGGCAGUCAUCUCCAUCCCCGUAAACGUCACCAGCAUCUCGACCUACGAACUGAUGCAGCCUCCGUGGACCUUUUGGUAGCAGAGAGCAAGCGGGGCGAAGGAUGCUGGCGAGGACGGAAUACAGACUGGCCGGAAGGCCCUUCCGAAAGGAGCCGGGCUGGGGCCUUACGAACUAGCAACCUCC